Podarcis muralis (Common wall lizard) is the source of this 17692-nucleotide messenger RNA. Lineage: Eukaryota; Metazoa; Chordata; Lepidosauria; Squamata; Lacertidae. The record is from RefSeq and is a predicted model, not a curated record.
AAGAAGCCGAGCGGCGAGGGGGAAAGCGAAACUUUGCCGGCUUGCCUUGCCUUGCUCAGCUGCUGGUGCGUCAGAGAGGAGCGGGCUUCGCAGAAGCGGGGAAGCCUCCUUUCUGCUGAGCUGCGGGGUAGCCAUUGCGGAGUUAAGCCGAGGCUGGGGGAAAAACUUCACCCUGGAUCAGCAAUUGCAUGAAAAGGGCUUUAAAUGCCCUGAAUGUGGCAGUGCUCAGCCUGCAUCUCACAAAUUCUGCAGUGAAUGUGGGAAGAAGUUAGCUGAGGCUUCUUCUACCAGCACACAAAUUGCAGAAAACAGAGAUGCAAAACUGACUUCAGUGCUGGAGAUGGAGCCUGGGGGCGAACUGAGAGUGGAAAGCUCCCCUUCCUUGGGAUCUUCCGUUGAUAAGCAGCCACUAACUGGGGAAGCACAAGGGGAGCCAGAAAAAUCUUUAUCUGAGAGCCCUGGGAGUCAAGCCUCUCUCACACAGAAAAAAAAGAAGAAAAGAAGAAGAAAAAGAAAAGGCGUCCCUCAGAUGCUGAAGUUCAGGACUCCUCGAUGACAUCCUUGACAAGCUGUUUUAGUUCAGCACCACCAAGUCUUGAUCACUUUAGCCCUGAAGUGACAGAUGCAAAAAACCAACCAAAGGAAAUUCAAAGGCCCAGAAGAUAAAUUGACCAAAUCAGACAAGGAGUCAGCUGGUGACAGUGGAGGUCAGAUUAAAAGUAGCCCCUUAGACAUAAAUCAGAGUCUAGCAGUUGUUGCAGAAAAAUAUGUUGGUGAUAUUGAUACCAAGAGUCAGGAUAGUAAUAAUGGUGCAGCAGACCAGCAUGUUGGUGCUGCAGUUGCAGAAGAGAAGAUGGAGGAGGAAAGCUCUGAAAAGAAUGAUGUAAUUGGUGAACAGACAGGUUCUAGUAAAGAACAAAGUAAGACAAGUUCUACUGCAACUGAUCUGUCUCAGGGAAAUACAUCAGAUACCCAGACUUUGGUUGCAACACAACCUAAUUCUGAUGGAGAUGCAGAGAGUGCCUCUUUGGACCCUCGCUGUACUGGUGAAUGUUCUGAAAAUAAAGUUGCAAAAUCAAGUACAGAAGAUCAAAAUCGGGAAAUUAAGACCACUUCGUCUGAAUCGGAAGUGAGCCCGGGUCAUAAGAAAAAAGUUGAAGAGACCAAGCAACAGACAAGUGCUUCGGUUUCAAAGAAAGCCAAGUUGGAAGAACAGACUAAAGCGGAAAAUGUCUGCAAAAAACCAGAAGAAGCAACAACUCCAGCAGAAGGGUCUGAGAAGGGAAAGACUUCUGCUGCUACCAAUGAGAAGAAGCAACAGAAAGAUCAAAAGACCAAGAAGCAGCAGGCAAACCAGGAAGUCAAGCAGAGCCAUGUGAGUUCUGAUGAAGGCGUUACAGUAUAUUUUCAUGCUAUACUUUCCAAGGACUUCAAGUUGGAUCCUGAGAAGCACAAAGUUUUUGUCAGGGCACAAGGCAUAUCUGGCUAUGUUAACUGGAAGGAAAAUGUCUGUGAGAUGACUUUCACAAAGGAUCUUGGUGAGCAUGGUCACCUAAUGGAAGGCUGCGUAAUUAUUCAUAAGAAUAAUAUCCAAAAACCAAUUCCCUAUAAAUACUAUGUUGCACGUGGGAAGGACGGAGAGUGGGAAUUCAUUUACAAACCUUGUCCUAAAGGAAUGAUUGUAAAUCGUUUUUUGUUUAUAGCGUCAGCAUUACUAUAUGGCCCAGAUUGGCAUCAGUAUGACGAUAUAGUAUGUGUUAAACCAUCUGACACUUUCUGGAAUACUAUUAAGAACAACAUUCCUGGGCUUAAAAAUCCAGAGAAAGAGGUUGUGAAAGGAAAACAAAUAGCAGCAAAGGUGAUGCUAGAAAGUCUCUUCAGUAUAUUGAACACUUGGACUCCUCUCAAUGUCAGCAGCUUCAUCCAUCAGUUCGAUCAGUUUUUUUGUGUGAAUUGGAAACCAAUGGUAUAUGAGGGCAUGCCAAAGGAAUGGACUGAUUUACAGUUUGGAGAAAAAGAGAUCAAGCAGUUAAUUCUCGAUUAUUUAAGAGAAACAGCCCAUCCCCUCCUUAAUCAGAACAAUGCAAGCUGUCCAUCUUGGAACAAGGCAAAGAAAAAUAAGCUGGGCCUGGCAGUGAUCAUUCUUGUACUAGGAGAAUAUUAUAGACUUCCAACAUCAAAAGAUGAUCUGGUCCAGUUAUGUAGCCUUCUUUGUUUGGAGAAACCACCAGCAGAUGAAGCAAAAUCUUUCAAAGAACUGUUUCCACAUGAGCUACGUGUGGAACAAUAUUUGAAGAGGUUUUGCAAUCAUUGUAUCGAAGAAAAAAUUAAUGAGUGGCUGUGGACAAUCCCAGCUUUUCAUCUAUUUACUGCUUCUGUUGAUCUUGAGCAUGUUCCUGUGAAUACUCUGCUGGAAUCUGAAGAGAAGUGUGCAGGGCUGGAAGGACUUGUAUUUGUUGAAUGCAGGAAUAAACAGGAUCAUAAAAAACACUUGCUUACACUAAUGAAAAAUAAGAAACAUUUGAUGAACGGAGAUAGAGCACUGUUCAGGUCAUGGUUCACCCUGCUGCCUCUGGGGGACUUGGUUGAAUUUAUCUCCGAGUUUUCUGCUUAUCCGUUAGAUUGUCUUCUAGGAACCUUUCAUCGACUGAAGAAUUCGCAAAUCGAUUGCCGUAACUUUGAGGAAAUAGAAAAGCUUCUGGAGAUGGUGAUAAAUAUCCUCUGUAAUACACAGAAUGGCAUGCUGCAGCAGGACUCUUGGAACUCGUAUGUGUCAGUCUGUGUAAGACUUCAUCAGAUGAUAUGCACCAAAGUUAAAAUGGUAAUGCGAUACAAGAUACCAGCUUCAUCUGCUGCGAUUUUUUCAAGGAUACUUGGACUUGCACCUUCAGAGGUUGCAGAAAUAUUCCAAAGGCUCUGUGAAGAUACCAGGACCUGGUUUCGUCAAGUUUUGACAAAACCUUUGCUAAAAAGUUGUUCAUAUUCAUCUUCAGUUACAUUCACAUUUGGAGCAGAACUUGAGGCUUGGGAUCAUUUUUUGAAAAUAGACUUUGCCAAUACAACUUUCACAGAAGAGUGGAAGAAAACUUUAAUCACAGAUAUGGAAGGCAGAAUCAAAAAGGAAUCUGCUGUUGAACAGAUUAAAGCCUACUGCUGUUGCCAUGAGGAAAUGGAACAAUUUGACCCUAUGAUUAGCAAAGCUUUUGAAAACUGUGCCAUAGACGCUAUAAAAUUAGCAUACCAGGAACAGACUAAUCUCCUUGAACUGAUAUCUCGUUACAAUUUGAGCAAGCUGGGUAAACUUGUAUCUGCUGCCAUCAUAAAACCAUGGCCAACUGAUGUAGCAGGGAAGCCUAUAAGAGAUUUGGAAGGCGUGCUGAAUCAUCUGCUUGUUUGGCCAGACAUCAAGCAUCUUUUCAUCUUCAAUGGUGUGGUUGAAAACAUUCUGGACCAACUUACUGAAGAAGCCCAAGAGCUAAUGGCCAGCGCUGACUCUGUAUAUACAAAGGUUUCUGAUGAACUCAUGACAGGCCAUAUCCUAGUUAAACAUUUAGAGCUGGUUUUAAAGCACAAGAAGCAGUUUCUGUCCAUUUGGGAAUUAAGGCCCAAGCAUAUUUCGCUGUUUGAUGAAAAAGAGCACAGAUCAAAACUAGAAGGAAUACUUGGCUUGAGGCUGCAAGAACUACUGUAUGUCAAGAGGGAGAAAAACUGUUUGGAAUCCCUCUUGAACAUGUGCAGGAAAGUGCAAGAGUAUAUCAAAGUGGAAAUUUCUGAAAUAGAGCAGAAGCACAGUGAAAACCUGGCCUCAAAAGCACUGGACGAUGUUGUGAAUGUGAGAGACAUUUCCCAGAGUGCUGAUAAAAUUGAGACAUAUUACCACCUGAGUCCAGCCCUGAAGAAGAUAGCGGAAAUUGUGAAUAACUUUAAAGAGAGUGACGUCUUCCAGUACUGCUGGGAGUGGGCAGCCAAAAAACUUGUCGUUGAUGAAGAUAUUGCUGCUCUGGAGCUUGAUGAAGUGCCUCCCUCUCUUUUUGAUCCUUGUUACCGUGAAUUCUUGAGGCUGUAUAACAGUCUGAAAUCUGGAGAGCUCAUGUUUUCUGAAGUAGACAUGCUCUUCAGAGAUUUUACUAACUGUUACGAGGAUCUGAAAAAGGAUUUUCAGGUUAUGUGCAAUCUACAGCGUCAAGAUGGUGGAGAAUGGAUAGAUGAGCGGAUUCAACAAAUCCAGCAAUAUCAUGAAUUGCAUUUGGCCAUGGACUCUGCUAAGGUUAUCGACAAGGUCAGGGAAGGUUUGAAUCUCUCUGGUGACUUCAGAGUCCUGCAACAGUUACUUAACUUCUUACAGAAAUUCCAGUUUCAGAAAGAGAAGCUCUCCUCCAUGAGUAUUGAAUUGAUGCGUGUAAAAAAAUCGCUGCAAGACAUAACUGAACCACGUCGUAGGUGCCUUGAGGAGCUGGCACUCAGGAGGGAUUUUGUCAGCUGGGUCAAAGAAUCCCUGGAAGAUAAGAAUGAGCUGAAGGUAUUUGUGGACUUAGCUUCUAUCUCUGCGGGAGAGAAUGACAUGGAUGUGGAUCGUGUGGCUUGUUUCCAUGAUGCUGUCCUUGGCUACUCCUCCCUGUUGUAUGACUUGAAACGGGAAUCAGGAUUUGGGGAGCUCAUGAAGUGCUUGAGGAAACUUUGGAAAGCUCUGGAGAGUGACAACAACCUCCCAAAAAAACUGCGUGAUUCUGCAAGAUACUUGGAAUGGCUAAAAACAAUAAAAGAGAGUCAUGGUUCUGUGGAACUGUCAUCUAUAUCACUGGCAACUAAAAUCAAUAGCAAGGGAAUCUACCGAAUUAGGGCGCCAGCAGAAGGCCGGAAGGUUUCUUUGGAUACUGUCCUGUGCCUGACUAUCUCAGAAAGUCACGGUGGCCAAGAAGAGGAACGGCAGUACUCCCUAGAAGAGCUCCGAGAAUUGAUGAAUAAGCUGAUGCUGAUGUCAGGCAAGGUAGAACAAGGUGCAGAAGUAGAGAAGUUUUCUGAGGUAUUUUCUAGUGUCCAGAGGCUUGCACUGUCUUUCAUCGACCUUCAUUCUGCUGGAAACAUGCUUUUCCGCUCUUGGGUCGCUAGUGUAUAUUGCUCACCCAACCAUGAAUUCUGCCUUAGGAUGAAUUUCAAUUUAAAUUCUAGUUCUGUCCUUACUGGAAAUGGAGAUGUCACAGAUGUUCUGCCACUCAUUUGCCGAAAGAUGGAGAGUUUCCUGGAAAAGUGGAACCAGUUUAUGUCGGAGAAGCGAUCCCAGUACUAUUAUUUGAAUUACUAUACGGCAGAACAGUUUGUAUACUUGUCCAAGGAGCUUGGCUCAAAGUGCCCCCGUGAGGCUGCCUUAACGAUGCUGUCAUUUAUAAAGCACAACUGCAGCAAGCAAGAUAUCCAGGAGGUCUCCAGCCAAGUAGCGUCUAAAAAAGCAAAGAGGAAUUUUGCUGAUUUAUUUGGGCCGGUGGCAAGAGGGAAAGAGUUGGCUGUACAACUGGAGUACAUCUGGGAGUCGUACAUGGGAAGUAUGGGCUCAUUCCUUCCAGGCUGCCUGGACAUUGAAACCCUUGGCAUUUACUUGGCCACCCUGGCAGAUCUGGAGAAGAAGAGUGUUAUGCGAAAAUUGCCACAAGGUCUUCAUGCUGGCAGGCCUAACCUCAUUCUCUGUCCUCGCUCUGAGGUGUUGGCUUCGGCACUGGCCAUCUACAUGAACAGUCCAGGGGAGAUGCUACCCUCUUACGAUGAAGUGCUGCUCUGCACACCACAAACCAGCUAUGAACAAGUGGCGCUGUUUUUGAGGCGGUGCCUCACUCCAGGCUAAGGGGAGAAGAUUUACACCUUGCUGUUUGCAGAUGAGUUGAGUUAUGAUGUUGGCUACAGGUCUGAGGAACUUUUCCAGAGUCUUCACUUAAAGCAUCAGGAUGAUUAUAGGCUAGUGAUUCUCUGCAACUGUGAGAGAGAGCACUGCUAUGUCCCUUCUGUCUUCAGCCAGUUCAAAGUUCACAUGAUCCCUCAGCAGCCCCUGAAGGACAUUCAGGGCUACCUUGGGAAUCAUUACAAAGCAACACAGCCCAAUUCAUCAGCUUCUGUCUUCAAGGACCAAAUGUGUGUUGGGAUUGUAGCUUCUGAAAGAGCUGGAGCAGGAAAAUCUCUCUAUGUAAAGAGGCUGCAAGAGAAAAUGGAAGCAAAACUACAUCACUCUGAAGUGCCAUUAAAAACUAUUAGGUUGAUAGACCCCCACGUGGAUGAAGGGAAAGUGCUGAAGUCUCUUCUCCCAUUCCUGCACCAUAAGUACCAGAAACAGCCUAUGAUAUUUCAUUUUGAUAUCACUUCUUCAGUUCAUUCUGGAAUUCCAGAAUUUCUGUUCAAGCUCUUAGUUUUACAGUACCUGGCAGAUAUACAUGGGAAACUCUGGCUGCGGAAACAGUGUCAUUUGUAUGUCGUAGAAAUUCUUCAAACAUCUUCAUCACCAAGAAAACAAACUAGAUCUUAUUUUCCAGGAUUGAAGUACAACUUCAUGGAUGUGUUCCCCAAAGUAACCUGCAGAUCUCCCAAGGAAGUCCUAGAAAUGGACAUGCAGAGGAAUCUGUCCUAUGAUUGCUCAGACCCAGGUAUAGAUCAGGAAGUGUUUCGUAGCGAAGCCUUUCAGAGACCCUACCAGUACUUGAGAAGAUCUAGCAGAGGAGAUUGCCUUGACACAUUCCAGUAUGAAAAAGGCUCUGUUGAAGGGACACCAGCAGAGUGCCUGCAGAUGCUCCUGAUCCACUGUGGAGUGAUAGAUCCUUCCUGGUCAGAACUGAGAAACUUUGCUUGGUUUUUGAACCUUCAACUGAGAAAUUGUGAAACUUCAGUGUUCUGUAAUGCUGCUUUUGUCGAUGACGCUUUACACGGCUUCAAAAAUUUCGUGGUCACAUUUAUGAUUUUAAUGGCAAAGGAUUUUGCUACACCAUCUCUAAACAUUUCUGAUGAAAGCCCUGGGAAUCAGUUUUUUGACAUGGAAGGAGUCACAGAAGAAGAUCUUGCUCCAUUUUGUGUUCGGAAGAAGUGGGAGUCAGAACCCCACCCAUAUAUAUUUUUCAAUGCGGAUUCUGUAUCUAUGACAUUCAUUGGCUUUCAUCUCAAACCCAGUGCUAAUGGUGGUAUUGAUGCCAUCAAUCCCUUGAAUGGGAGUGUCAUCAAGAGAAAUGUAAUGACAGCUCAGCUAUACCAGGGAUUGUGCCUUCAGAGAGUUCCAUUCAACAUUAAUUUUGAUGCACUGCCCAGACAUGACAAAAUUGAGAAACUUUGCAUGGUUUUAGGAAUUCAGUGGCCAAUUGAUCCUGAUGAUACGUAUGAGCUCACAACAGACAAUAUGCUAAAGAUCCUUGCCAUUGAAAUGCGAUUCAGGUGUGGUAUCCCUGUUGUCCUCAUGGGAGAAACUGGCUGUGGAAAAACCAGGCUAAUAAAAUUCCUGUGUGAACUACGUAGGAGCGGUGCCAAUGCCGAUAACAUGAAGCUUGUCAAGGUCCAUGGAGGCACCACAGCAGAUGCAAUCUAUGCCAAAGUCAGGGAAGCAGAAGACAUUGCUAUUGACAAUAAACAACAAUACCAGUUUGACACCAUCCUGUUUUUUGAUGAAGCCAACACCACUGAAGCUGUCAGCAGCAUCAAGGAAGUCUUGUGUGAUCGUACAGUUGAAGGACAGCCUUUGGUCCACAACUCAGGUCUGCAAAUCAUAGCUGCAUGCAAUCCUUAUCGCAAGCAUACAGGGGAAAUGAUUCAGCGCUUGGAAUCGGCUGGCUUAGGCUACCGUGUCAAAGCAGAGGAGACCAAGGAAAAGCUUGGCUCCAUUCCUCUUAGGCAGCUGGUAUACCGUGUCCAUGCGCUCCCUCCUAGCAUGAUCCCUCUAGUGUGGGAUUUCGGACAGUUGAACAACGUUACUGAAAAACUCUAUAUACAGCAGAUUGUGCAAAGACUUACUAGGUCAAUACCAAUGUCUGAUGUUGAGCUCCAGUUAAUAACAGAUGUACUUUUUGAGUCUCAGACGUAUAUGAGGCAAAGGAAUGAUGAAUGCAGCUUUAUCAGCCUCAGAGAUGUGGAACGCUGCGUGGAAGUCUUCAAGUGGUUCCACAGCCACAGUGAACUACUAAUGAAACAUCUGGAGAAGCAAGUUGCAGAGAGGAAGGCAGCUAAAGUUUUUGUCCAGCGAGACCCAGUCCUUUGGUCCUUGGUUCUUUCAGUGGGUGUUUGCUACCAUGCUUCCCUGGAAAGGAAAAGGGAGUACCGCAGAGUCAUCAGCACCAUCCUUCCAGAGCCAUAUGAUGAUGAAAAGGGAAUCCUUGAAGAAAUUGGCUUAGUUCAGGAUCUCUUCUUGAGUGACCUACCUCUGAGGGAAACGAUCGCCAAGAACUUGGCACUGAAGGAAAAUGUUUUUAUGAUGGUUAUCUGCAUUGAACUUAAAAUCCCCUUGUUUCUCAUUGGCAAGCCUGGCAGUUCCAAAUCUCUUGCCAAAACGAUUGUGGCUGAUGCCAUGCAAGGCCAAGCAGCAUAUACUGAUCUUUAUAAAGAACUGAAGCAAAUCCAUUUGGUGUCCUUUCAGUGCAGCCCACACUCUACGCCUGAGGGAAUCAUCAACACUUUCAAGCAUUGUGCUCGCUUCCAAGAAGGAAAGAACCUAAAGGAGUAUGUCUCUGUGGUGGUGUUAGAUGAAAUUGGCUUGGCUGAAGACUCCCCCAAAAUGCCUCUGAAGACCCUUCACCCGCUCUUGGAAGAUGGCUGUGUUGAUGAUGAUCCACUCCCUCAUAAAAAAGUUGGCUUCAUUGGGAUCUCUAACUGGGCGCUGGAUCCAGCUAAGAUGAAUCGAGGCAUCUUUGUAUCCCGUGGAGAACCAAACAAGAAGGAGCUCAUAGAAAGCGCAAAGGGUAUCUGCUCUUCAGAACGCUCCGUCCUGCACAAAGUUGACCGUUUCUUUCCCAUCUUUGCAAGUGCUUAUGAGGAAAUUUGCAAGACCCAAGGCAAGGAGUUCUUUGGGUUGCGUGAUUAUUACAGUCUCAUAAAAAUGGUGUUUGCUUUAACCAAAAAACUGAAAAGAGAACCAGCUUCCCGUGAACUAGCAGAGAUAGUUCUCCGUAAUUUCAGUGGUAAAGAAGGUGUUGAGGCCUUGAACAUUUUUAUGUGUAGGUUCUCAGAAAAAGGAGAUGUCAUCCGUGAGGAUAUUGGUACAAUUGAUCUAGUUCAGCAGAACAUUUACAGUGACUAUGAGGAUGGUGAAUGCCGUUACCUGCUGGUGUUGACGGAAAAUUAUGCAGCCCUCCAGAUCCUGCAGCAGGCUUUUUUCAAAGGUACACAGCAGCCAGAAAUUAUUUUUGGUUCCAGUUUUCCCAAAGACCAGGAAUACACCCAGAUCUGCAGAAACAUCAACCGAGUGAAGAUCUGUAUGGAGACAGGGCAGAUGGUCAUUCUUCUCAACCUGCAGAAUCUGUAUGAAAGCCUCUACGAUGCCCUCAACCAGUAUUAUGUUCAACUUGCUGGUCAAAAGUAUGUUGACUUGGGCUUGGGGACCCAUCGAGUGAAAUGCAGAGUGCACCCUAAGUUCCGUUUGAUUGUCAUUGAGGAGAAAGAGGUGGUCUACAAACAUUUCCCCAUCCCAUUGAUCAACAGGCUUGAAAAGCACUACCUAGACAUCAAUACUGUGUUGGGCAAGAGGCAAAGAGACACUGUGGAAGAAUUGAAGAAAUGGGUGGACAGCUUCACAACAGUUGAAACAGAAAAAUACUUUAUGGGCCAGCAGAAAUAUACCCCUUCUGAUGUCUUUGUUGGCUACCAUCCUGACACCUGUGCCUCAGUUGUCUUGCAGGUGACGGAGAAGCUGAAAAUGGAUGCUUCCCCUCAGGAACUGAUGCGAAAAGUACAAGAAGAAGCCAAGUUGGUCCUGUUAAACUGUGCAACGCCUGAUUCUGUAGUCCGCCUUGGUGAUUCGCGGCUGGGUUCCUUUCUGGCAGAUGACUUGGCCAGGGUAUACUUUCAGCAGCAACAUCACACUUCGCUUGCAGAGUUCCUUCGUGCUUGCCUUGAGACAGAGUCUAGGGGUCACACAACCUUUAUUGAGGUUACAACUUUCUCUAGACUCUUGACUGCGGCAGACACAGAGACUUUGAAGACAGAACUAUUGGACAAUGUAGGCAUUCCAAAAGUUCUUUUCUUGCAACAGUUUGACACAGAACAUUCCUUUUUGAAAGAAAUUCGGAAUUCUCUUUCUGUUGCGCCUGGAACUAAAAUACUGAUUAUUCAGACUGACUUUGAAAACGGAUCUCUCAGUGCCCAGAUUGUUGCCUCAGCCAAAUACUCAGCUGUUAAUGAAAUUAACAAAAUAGAUCUGUGUGAAGCCUCAGUGUUUGUGCUCUUCAUCACUAAGCUAUCUCGCGUUGAAGGAGGAAGUUCCUAUGUGGGAUUUCAUGGAGGAAUGUGGCAGUCUGUGCACAUUGAUGAUCUAAGGAGAUCCAAGGAUAUGGUUUCUGAUGUAACUUCCCUGAGGAACAUAACCCUCAGCCAGCUGUUUUAUGAAGAUACGGGGAAGUCUGCACAAAAACCUGUGAUUAUGGCAAAGGAAGAAGAACAAGAUGAGGAGGUGGAUGUGGUAUCAGCAGCACCCAAAACAGAAAGAUUGGCUCCCAAAAUCUUGGACACCACCGUUCUUCUGAGGAGCUGCGUGCAAAGUGCUGUGGGGAUGCUAAGAGACCCAAAUGAGAGUUCCAGCCGCAGCACUAGGAGGAUUGAAAUUCUCCUUAGCCUUCUUUCUGAGGAAAGUGAUUUGAAAGCCUCCUUCCUGAAGAUAACAAAGAAUCGCCUCUUAACCCUUUUGGAAAAGCAAGAGGAGAACUCUUACAUCAUGAAAGAGUGGGUGCUUCGGGAGGCAUCGAACCUCAAUGCCCUCCAAGAAGCAGGAACUUUCAGGCACACCUUGUGGAAGCGGGUGCAGAGUGCAGUUAUACCAUUUCUGGCCUAUAUGGUGUCUGUCCUAGACAGAGACGGCAACUUGGACCUGCUGGUUAGACCAGAAACAGAAAGUUGUGUGAAAGCUCUGUGGAUGUUCAUCUUCAAUGAUCUCAAUCUUCUGAACAUCCCUUACAUUAUGAGUGAGAAAAGCUCCCAAUCCAAGACAAUUCUGGUGGAGAAUUCCUUGCAGGUAUUUACAGAUGCUGGCAAUGAAAUACCCUUCAGCUGGAGGAUAAAGGAUUUUUUGGAAGACCUUUGGGUUCAAGCCCCAUAUGUCAUUGGUGAUGAAGGCCAUGCGGAGAAGUUUGUAGGACUCUUUCAGAAGACACCACUGGGGCAGCAUAUUGCUGGUCUCUCUGCUGAAGAAAGAAACAUCAUUUUCCACUGUUUUAUCAGAGACUAUAUCCGUCUGAUAAUGCAUGUGGCCUCUCCGAAGGAGCUGAAUCUGCUGCAGACAGCUCUCUUAUCAUGCAUAGAGGAAAUGAAGGCAGCCUCGCCCAGUGCGGAGGAGGAGGUGCUGCCCAUCUCCUGGAUCCAUCUUGGCUACCAUCAGUUUAGUAGUCGUCUGCAAAACCUUUCCAGGAUUCUUGCUGUGAACCCUGAGGUGCUCAGUGCUCUCACUGAACAUAUUGAGAAAGGAGGCAGCCUCUUGCAUCGCCAAAUGGUUUUGGAUGUGCUUGCCGCAAUUGCUUGUACUGAGAUGUUGGAAGAAAAACUGCUGAACUGCAAAUCUCAAACAUGGCUCCAGCAGGUGAAGAAGCUUCAAAUGCCAAUUGAACUUGUGUGUACAGCAAACUACUUUCAAAGCAAUGAGAGCCAAUGUGACCAGCUGCUCCAGGAAGUCAGGAGCCGAUGGAAUCGGGUUUUCUCAGUCUCUCUCUUUGUGGAACAUGUGCUACUUGGAGCAGAAAAGGCGAUCCCAGAGAUGGUGGAUCUGAUAAAGCAAUACACCAUAAGGCUUGGAAAGUGUUUCCAGUGGAAUUCUGACAUCAAAACUCUUAACACAUUCACUGCAGUGAUGAAAGUGCUGUGCGACUGCAAGGAUGAAAUCAGUUCAGCAUUUUGCAAGUAUGGCUUAAGACCGUGUCCAAUAUGUAUGGGAGAUCCUAAGGACCCAGUCAACCUACCUUGUGAUCACGUAUAUUGCCACAGUUGUAUCAAACAGUGGCUGGUGGCAGGACAGAUGUCCUGUCCGCUUUGCCUGGUUGAACUACCAGAAAAAUAUUCUAUUGAAGUAUCCAAGGAGCUCAGUAUUUGCAUAGAAAAAAACACCCAGUUCCGUAAGUUUUGCAACAGUUUUUUCAUAGACCUGGUUUCUACUAUGUGCUUCAAAGACAAUGAACCCCCAGAAAAAGCUGUGAUCCAGAUGCUGCUGAAACUCCUGUUUUUCCAUACAAAGCCUUUGAGAGGAAACCCCAGGGUGCAUACAAAAUCGCUGUCCCCUUUUAACGAUGUGGUAGAUAAAACUCCUGUAAUUCGUUCCGUCGUGCUAAAGUUACUUCUAAAAUACAGCUUCAACGAUGUGAAAGUCCAUGUACAAAAUUAUUUAUCAGAAGUAGAAUCAAGCGGCAUCCUAGACAAAGAUGAUAAAACAAAAGUGUACGUGCUAUUUGUCAACUGCCUUGAAGAUUCUAUGUGUGAGAAAUCAGGAGCCUCCUCUGAGGAAAGCAAAGCAAACCGGCUAAGAGAGGAUGGGCGUUUCCUGGAAAACUACUUACAGUGGAGCAGGAACAGCAGUGACACCCGUCAAGAAGCCACCAUCGAGUAUUUGCAGGGUGUGGCCCACAUCCAGCUGUGCAUGGACAGGGCUGCAGAGCUGCUCUUUGAGCUUCAUAGAGCUUCAGAUGGUAGUGAAGAAACAGAGAAGCAACUCUACCUGCAGAAAGUGAAGCGCUUCUGCUGUCAGACUAAAAAUGACUGGUAUAGAGUUUACCUUGUCCGAAAGCUUACUAAUCAGUAUGGAAUGGAGUUCACACAGAGGCUUUCUAGUGAACAACAGUAUCUCUGGGUAUUUCCAUCAGAAGUCAUUAAACAGCAACAGAGUCAUCAGCACAAUCAGAUGGAUCGGUUCCUGGUAUGCGGCAAAAACUACAGAGUAGUUCGUGAUGCUUUGGGAAAAGCAAUAAUAGAAUGCCAGGCAGAUGGUAUUGCAGCAGCCCUGAAGGCAUGCAAUGUCUCCAAGUCUGUCCAGGCUGUUCAUUUUCUCUUGGCUGUCUUCAGAGAGUUCACAUCUCUGUAUGGAUGCAAGGAGCAGAGUCUUCAUCCGAAGCAGGAGCAACGUGAUGUUAUCAAGGAGUUCAUCCAGAGCUCCAGCGUUCUUCCUUCUCCAGAGCUGGAGAGAUUUGCAGAAUCUCUGAUGGAUAACCAUCUCCCCUCACUGGCACUGAGCCCCCAAGAUUCCAGCCACAAGAGGGUAGUGAUUGAGAUGGCAAUUCACACUGCUGCUGUCUUGCUGUCUGGCCAGAAUCGAAUCCUUGAACCUCUAAGGAAUCUGGCAUUCUCACCUCAUACCAUGCAGGGUGCUUUUCUGCCAACAAUGCCAGAAGACUUACUGGCUCAGGCUGUGAGAUGGGAAGCAGCAGCAGGACUUCGAUGGUAUACAUGUCCAAAUGGCCAUCCCUGCACUAUUGGAGAGUGUGGUCGUCCCAUGCAGCGUGGUUUGUGUGUUGAUUGUGGUCUUGUAAUAGGAGGCGACAACCACAAAGCAGUGGCAGGCUUUCAAGAAGCACGGGAUAUUCAAGACAGAUCACAAACCGGCCAUGUGCUUGGACCACCUGAAAAAAGAGAGGCUAAGGUUGCAUCUGAGAGGGAGAUGUCUCCAGCUGUCCUGAUUCUGAUUCGCUUGCUCACUCAUUUGUCGCUGCUGUUGGGAGCCACAAAAGAUCGCCAGUCCCUGCUACAGAUCAUAAAACCACCAGUUCAGGAUCCAGUUAGCUUUCUCAUGCAGCAUAUUCUUAAGGACUUGGAGCAACUGAUGAAUACUCUUGGGAAGUGUGCUGAUGAAACCACCAACGUUGUCCAUCUCAUUCUUUGUAGCCUUCUCAAGGAGCCUCACCAACAGACAGGCCAAUGGCCAGUGCGUUUUGAUGGUCAACUCUCCAAAAAAGAGCAAAGAAACAACUGGGAGGGAAUUGUUGCACACAUCAUUCUUCCUGAACUGGAGGUUCUGGAUAAAACACUUCUGGAGUUGAAUCGACGAAUCAGUGAAGAUGAGAGAAUCUCUUCGAACCCAGUAGUGAAAGUUGUAUAUGGGGACCCUGCAGCCUUCCUGUUCACACUGACCAACAGCCCUAUACACUGUUCCAGGAUGUGGAGCUGCAAGAAGAGGAUCUCCAUUGAGUACCUGGGGCACGUUGUCCAGCAGAAAGGUGGCAAGGACACACUGCCCAUCUUAUGGAAGUUUCUGCAAAAGGAAGCUGAAUUGAGACUGGUAAAGUUUUUGCCAGAAAUUCUGGCCCUGCAGAAAUACUUGGUGAAAAGGUUCCAGAACGUGUCAGAGCUGGAAUACCGAAAGAUUGAAGAUUUUCUCAACAUUUCCGCAGAAGGCAAGAGGUGCCUUAUGACAAACAGAGUGAAGAUAUUUCUGACUGUUUGGAACAAACUGAGAUCUUCCUUGGAAACCAGUGGUGAAAUUAAACUCCCCAAAGAUUAUUGUGCUUCUGACCUCACUCUGAAUAGUGACUUUGAGAUCCUUCUGCCUCGCCGACAUGGUCUAGGCCUCUGUUCCACUGCCUUGGCCAGUUAUCUCAUUGGCCUACACAAUGACUUUGUCUACACCGUAGAAAAAUAUACAACAGAUGCCGAAAGAUACUCAGUCAGCCCUGCCGAAGUGACGGAUCUACAUGUGAUCACUUACGAGGUGGGGAGGGACUUGAUCCCACUGAUCCUGUCCAACUGCCAAUACAGCGUGGAGAAAGGAGGAGAAGCCCUCCAGGAACUGGAACUGGAAAAAAUUGAGCAGCAAAUCACUAGCAGAUUCCUACAGGGAAAGCCUUUAAUCACAUUGACAGGCAUACCCACUCUGGUAUACAGGCAUGACCAAAAUUAUGAGCAUCUCUUCAAUGAUAUCAGAACCAAGCUGAGCCAGAGCUCUCUGCCAAAUUCCACAAUUGGCAUGAUCAGUGGGGAGCUGCUAUCCUACAGUGACAUCUGUGAAGCUCUGUCUGUCACCGAAAUAACCUUAGGAUUCCUAGCUGUGGCUGGAGGAGACCCAGAUAUGACUUUGUCUAAGUAUGUUGAAAAUAUCCUGCAAAUGGGCCAUCAGAUAAGUGACCACGUGAUGAAGGUGCUGAGCCGAUGUCACCUAAAGCACAUUAUUGCACUGUGGCAGCUCCUUUCAAGCCAUAAAUCUGAACAGCUGCUGCAUCUGAGAAAGGAUCCCUUCGCAGAGGUCAGCGAAUCCUAUAAAGAGGAGCUCACUCCAGAGAACACAAAACUCCUCAAUGCCUUCCUUAUGCAGGCUGGGCUGGAGUCCUUCCUCCAAGAGUUGCACGAAAUGAUCAUCCUGAAGCUGAAACAUCCCAAAGCUCAGGAGGCGUUCAAUCCCACGUGGAGCCUUAAAGACACACUUGUUCCAUACCUUGAAACGAAAGGGAGCAACAUACCAGAAGAACUAGAGGAUACAUUCCCAGAAGAGAUCCUGCUCUCCCAGUGUAUCGCUGCCUGGAAAGUGGCUGCCGCUCUUAAACGAGACCGAAGGCUUGGUUAAAUCAGACACUGCGCUGCUUCCUCUCUUCUUGGCCAAGCCACUUUCUGGGGGGGGGAAAAUCCUGGAGAGCAAAGCACUGGAUUUAGGUGCUGCUUUUCUUGCACAUAGCAAAAAAACUUGAAAAGCCACCUUUUGCUGAAGGAGUUCCUAAUGGAAAGUGUCGCUGCACGAUAUUAAGAAUAAACUAUAAUGUGUAAAUCUUAAUUUAAGCCAUAGAAGCCAAAAUAAAAAUGCUAUUUAUACCCCAGUAGAGCACAAGCCGAAAGAUGCAAGCCACAUUCAGAGGAAGGCAAAAAGACCUUUUCAGUGGCAAGUUUAGUGGCUAGCAACACAGGUCCUUAAAAAAACCAAGGUAUAAAUGGUCAGUAUGGGGCUAUAGAGCAGGGGCUGUGUGUCCCCUUUCUGUGGGAUGUCUCUUUCCCCUUAAGUCACUCAGGUCGGCAAGAUACAAGGAACCAAUCCUCUUUCCCUCAGGUUUUUUCUUAGUCUUCCUAAGUACUACCAAAGCUGCCUUCUCUACUAUUAGGGGCAUUGUUUGUUUGUAACUUUUAUUUUGUCAUGGUGUGUCUGUUAAUCUUUGGAUCAGGGCACCCAAACAAAAAUUGUCAAAGCUUGGUCAAGGAAGUUUUCCAGGUGGCUUUCUUUAAGCCAUUCAGCAGGCACAGAGAACUAGCUUGACGUCACUGCCUACACAAGAAGCAGCCAGUCAAGGUUGCCUAACCUGCCUGUUGUUGGCCAUUGUGAAUAGGUAUAUUCACUCACUUAGGCAGCCUUCUUCAUAGUCACAUAAGUGUCAAAAUCUGCUUGUUUCGCAGCUGGACCCUUGUAUGCAUAAACUUGGUUUUCCUUUCUUUGACCUCAACAACUUAGAUAUUCUAGUUGAUGUUAGUGCUUUGAAUAUAACAACUGAUUUGCUGCUGAUGUUAAAUUUGCAACUGUGAUCAUGAUUAACUAUGCCGUCUUAAUUUCUGUUUGGGCCGAAAAAUAGCUCAAGCACAUUUCUCUGAUCAGCUUCAUGAAGGAAACAGUGUUGAAUUUAUUGGACCAACUAGAAUGCUUUCAAAAAUAAGAUAGCUAUUUUAUUUCAUUUAAAUAAUGUUAUGUUUAAACUGUCAGCUAUAUACAGCACAUUUAGCAGCUUGAGAUGCAGUGCCUCAUUAAAACAACAAAAGGAGGAGAUUCUGUGGAAGUGAUUAAGAUUUCUUGAAGGAGGAAGAAAAUACCACUUACUCCUGUGUGAACUGGUGCACCAUUAAUUGAAGGAACUUUUUCAAAUUUCUGUUGAACUGUAUUCAUGUGGAUUUUUAAGCAUCUUUCCCAAAAUAUUCUUGUCUCGACAGGCGGAUGACAACGACAACCCAAAAUAUUUUUGGGAGGGAUUUCUCAGGGUGAAAGUAAAGUAGUAUCUGCCACUGCUAUAAAUGAUACUAGCCAAGUUCUGUUGGUGCUUUAAAUUUUAUGUGCUUUAUAAAUAACAGGGUUCUUAAUAGGUAAUCAUACCACAUGUGCUUACACGUACUUCAGUUCACUGAACUUUUUCUUAAAGGGCUAUCAAAAGCUCAUUUCACAUAUUCUGAGUACUUGCAUUUCUGGCCAUCUGCAUAACUUCCCUAAACUUGACCUGUUCAGCAUGCAUAAUCUAUUGAUAAUCUACACUGGGUACUAAAUACAGUUUAUGAGUCACUGCUGACCCAACUGAUUGUUAUUUAAGUAGUUACCUUAUUACUAGAAAGUUCUGAGUCUGGGGCUGAGUUGCUUACACUUGCUCUAUUUCCAAACAAGAAUACAAGGGACAGGACACAGUGAAGGAACAAAAUCCAUUAUUCUCCUUGUGGAUGAUACAUUUGGCUGUGAUAAAAUUAGCACUGUACUGGCGAAACAGUAAACUGUGGCUUUGUUUACGAGUAUACUGAGUUGGGGGACCAUAACCAACAAAUGUUUAAAGAUUAUUUUGUAUUUUUUCUCCUCCUUUUAAUAAAAAAUGGCUACACAAGA